Grammomys surdaster is the source of this 1587-nucleotide messenger RNA. Its product is annotated as EKC/KEOPS complex subunit Tp53rk-like. Bases 1 to 735 code for a protein of 244 amino acids. NCBI's taxonomy places the organism in Eukaryota, Metazoa, Chordata, Mammalia, Rodentia, Muridae. Gene Ontology annotation, cellular component: nucleus; EKC/KEOPS complex; cytosol. The transcript is spliced from 2 exons. Gene Ontology annotation, molecular function: ATP binding; protein serine/threonine kinase activity. The record is from RefSeq and is a predicted model, not a curated record. Gene Ontology annotation, biological process: protein phosphorylation.
AUGGCCGGCGCGUCCUCAGAGACCGAGGCUGAGGCGCUAGCCGCGGCGCGCGAGCGGAGCCGCCUCUUCCUGAGCGGCCUGGAGCUGGUGCAGCAGGGCGCCGAGGCUCGCGUCUUCCGUGGCCGCUUCCAGGGCCGCACGGCCGUGGUGAAGCACCGCUUCCCGAAGAGUUACCGGCACCCGGAGCUGGAGGCGCGGCUCGGCCGGCGGCGGACAGUGCAGGAGGCGCGCGCGCUGCUCCGCUGCCGCCGUGCGGGGAUAGCUGCCCCUGUCGUCUUCUUUGUGGACUAUGCUUCUAACUGCUUAUAUAUGGAAGAAAUCGAAGACUCAGUGACUGUUCGAGAUUAUAUUCAAUCCACUAUGGAGACUGAAAAAGACCCCGGGUGCCUCUUGGACUUGGCCAAGAGGAUGGGGCAGGUUCUGGCCAGAAUGCAUGACGAGGACCUGAUUCACGGGGACCUUACCACCUCCAACAUGCUCCUGAGACGGCCCCUGGAGCAGCUGCACAUCGUGCUCAUUGACUUUGGGCUGAGUUUUGUUUCAGGACUGCCAGAAGAUAAAGGUGUCGACCUCUAUGUCCUGGAGAAGGCCUUCCUCAGCACACACCCCCACACCGAGACUGUGUUUGAAGCCUUUCUGAAGAGUUACGGUGCCUCGUCCAAGAAGUCCAGCCCAGUGCUGAAGAAGUUAGAUGAAGUGCGCCUGAGAGGGCGAAAGCGGUCCAUGGUCGGGUAGCAGAGCUGUGGUGACCGGCUCACAGUGGAGGAUAAUGUAGACCAGGCUGGACCUCAGCAGAGCAUGGGGUCGUUAAGUGAUCUGUGAUCAUGCUGGGCCACCGCCAUCCAUGGCUCACUGUUCUCAGGGACUUCAUGUACAUGAGUCUUAGUCUAGGUAGAACAGGGUGGGUAGCCUGGGCUGGCUUCACACUAUGUGAUUGACGAUAACUUUGAACUUAUAUGCUCCUGUAUCCGUUGGAGUAUAGGUGUGUGCUGUCACAUCUGGUUUCUGUGGUGUCUUAGGCAUGCUAGACAAGCAGUCUACCAGCAGAGCUGAAUCCCAGCCCUAGAACUGGGUGUUUUAGAUCAAACAAGCUUUUCCCACAAACAGUGGCUGUGAACCUCAUACAUAGCAGGCAGCAUUGAGCUGAGAACAGUGUUGUAGUCCUGGAAGGACAAAGGCAGGGGCUCAGUUUGAGAUAACACUUCUUGGUCUGCUCUUUAAUCUGGUGGGGUAUUUGUUACACAUAGGAAGACGGUGUAUGGAGCCAGUGCAGUGGGAUGUAAGCACUGCUUUGAGAAAGCAGAACAGACUCCGACUGCGAUGCAGUGGACCGCUCCACGGAGCUUGUUCUGAGCGUGGAUUUCUGCAUGGGUGUGUUUGGAGUUUGAUAUAAAAGAUGUUUUUGAGGGGCUGGAGAGAUGUCCUUGUGGCUGGGAGUGCUUGCUCUUCCAAAGGACUCCAGUAUGGUUUCCAGCCCAGCUCUAAGAGAUCCAGUGCCUCCACCUCAGGAACCUCUGCUUAUGUGCACAUGCCCCUCCCGGAAACAUAUACAUAGAAUUAAAAUAGUAAGAAGAAAUUCUUAAAAUA